This is a messenger RNA of Zea mays, 697 nucleotides long. RefSeq lists its product as uncharacterized. The transcript has a single exon. Lineage: Eukaryota; Viridiplantae; Streptophyta; Magnoliopsida; Poales; Poaceae. The record is from RefSeq and is marked validated. Bases 156 to 635 code for a protein of 159 amino acids.
AAGCUAGCACAUCCAUCCAGGUCAUCCAUCAGCUCUUCCCUCUGCUCACAACUCACAAGCAACAGUUCUGUUGGAGCUUAUCAAUCUCUCGAUUCCCAGGAGGAACGGAACCAAAGGUCUGCUGGUCGCGCGCGUGCCACUAGUCAGGAGACGGGAUGGGCAACCUUGUCUCGCAGUGCGUCGGGAACGGUGCCGGCGCGCGGCCUCUGGUCAUCGGGGCGACGGACGGCAGCCGAACGAUGGUCGAGGAGAACACCGCGGUCGCGGAGCUGAUGAUCGACGCGCCGGGGCACGUGGUUGCUCGCGCCACGGACGUGGCGAGGGAGCGACGGUUGCGGGCGAUGGCGGCCGACGAGGUCCUGCGCGCUGGCGUGGUGUACCUCCUCGUGCCGGCAGGCCGGGCCGGUGCGCGGCUAGGCGGCCGUGAGGUCGAGGCCAUCGGGAGGCUGGUCUCUGGGAAGAAGGGUUCGAGGAAGAGCAGGCCCGGCGGCGGCAGGAGGGUCUUUCCGGACGUCAGCGCCGAAGAGGACGCGGCUGAAAGAAAGGAGGUUGUGUGUGCUGUUAAACGGGCCCAUGAUCAUGGAUUUGGGCCCAGGCAAUGGAGGCCCGCCCUGGAUACCAUCUAUGAGGCCUAGAUUUUUUCUUCUUAUUAGAGAGAGUAGGAAACCCCAUUCUUUGGUUUAUAUGUUUAGGAACU